AUGGGUAACGUGCAGUGCUGCGCCAGCGGUCGCUUUCCGGAAAGCAAGCCGCCAAACAAGCCGAAGAACAAGAAAAAAACGAAAGGACUUAAAGGUAUAAGCAAGGAGAGUAACGGUGUGGGUGGUGGUAAAGGCAACGGAGCUGUACAAAAAGUGGUGACCAUGGCCGAAGACAGCUCUGAAAGACCAGCUCCCACAGAGGCGCCGGUGCAAUCAUCGCCACCUAACACGGACGUUCCAGAUGGCGGUACUGUCCGGCAGGAGGAAAACUCGACGCAAGAUGCCAAUGUUGUGGAUUUUGAUACGAAUGCUCCUCGUACAGAGAGUAUGGCUGCGGCAAGAGAACGUUUUUUCAAUCAGGUACAUCCUAAGAACUACUUGUUUUCUUCCUAA
Molecule: messenger RNA, 393 nt
Organism: Arctia plantaginis
Lineage: Eukaryota; Metazoa; Arthropoda; Insecta; Lepidoptera; Erebidae
Source: the annotation of a GenBank genome assembly